AUGAUAGCACCAUCUGAGUUUGCUUGGGAUUUUGAAGUUUGUGAGCUAUAUAAUACAGCUGUAGAGAAGAAAGAUCAAGAAUCCAUCAAUGCCAUGUUUCGAGAACUCCAUGAAUCAUGUAUCAAUCCCCAAAAUAAUAAUAAAGUAACUAAAAGGAAACGACCAGAAGAAGAAGCAUUAAGAUCUAGUGUCAGGCAGAGUGAAGGUGCAUUCCGUUAUAAGGAAAUUGUGGUUAAAAAACAUACAAACUAUAUGCAGUUUGUCUUGGUUCCAAACCCUUCUAAACAAAACAGUUUAACAAUUGAGGCAAUGAAAGAAUUAAAAGAUGCUUUCCUAUUGGCAAAACGAGAUUCUAACUGUAAAGCUGUGCUUCUGAACAGCAGUGGCUCAUACUUCUGUAGUGGAAUUGAUCUUUCACAGUUAAUAGGGGCUAACAAGAAACAAGCUGCAGAUGAAAUGGCUACAACCAUUAAGGAUCUUGUUAUUACUCUGGGACAUUUUACUAAACCAGUAAUAGCAGCUGUAAAUGGAACUACUAUUGGUUUUGGAGUUUCUCUGCUAACAUUUUGUGAUGUAAUUUUGGCAAGUGAUAAAGCAACUUUUAGUAUCCCUGCUACACGGUUAGGUUAUUUGCCAGAAGGUGGCAUUACCCUUACACUUCCUCAACUUGUAGGAGCAGGAGUGGCCACGGAAAUGUUGCUACAUGGACGCCGUUUAACUGCUGAGCAAGCAUUACGACAUGGGUUGGUUUCUGAAGUUUUAUGGCCUACUCAUUUAAUGAAUGAAGUAAUGCCUCGUAUACAGACCAUUGUCUCUCAACCACUUUCGGUAAUGGAAACCCUGAAGUCGAUGGUCCGCUGUCACCUCUGGGACAAACUGAAGUCGCACCUCGAACGCGAAUGUCGCCUCCUCCCGCCCUUCUGGCUGGAUGCCCAAUGUCAGCACAACAUUAAAAGGACCCUCCAGACGGGAUGGCUGGUCGACUAGCAACUUUUAUCGCCUCUUUUCUGUUUACAUUUUGUUUUGAAGAUAAUUUUGUUUAACAUGUAGAGUAAAUGGGCUGUCUUAUAAAAGGCGCAGGUUUUGGAUUGCACAGCAAGUUUAUUAUUAUAAUAAUUAUUUAUUAUUAUUAUUAUUAUUAUUAUUAUUAUUAUUACUGUCAGCACUUUUUGUACUAGUUUCAUUACCUACUAUCACUCCGAAUAAUUGAGCGUAUGUUGUUUUUAAGUUUUAAAUGCCAUGAAGUGGUUCGCUAAGGAGCAACGCGUCGUAACUGUGAAAACUCAUUAUAAAAACAGAAUGUACGAUUCGUAAAUUUCUCGCUUUCUUAUGCCUUCUGUGGAUCAAAUGAGUGCCAUGAAUCUACAACAUUGUUUCAUGAAAGUUUCCCGAGUUCAUGAUCUGACUUUGUGGCAAUGCCCAGAAAUGGCUUGCAAGGUCUUGUGACUUCAUAUCUUGAAUUUUUUUUUUUUUUUUUUAUGUGAUUACGUUAAGAUGUUAAGGGAAGACCUGGAAAAGUUCCAGACAUUUCUGGAAAUCAAGAGAUAAAUUCAACUGACCAUUGGCGAAAUCAACAAAGAAGUUUGUGAAACCGUCGUCGGAACUUUCCCGGCAGAAUAACUAACUAAUCGCCAGCCAAAAAAGAAGAGGUAGACGUAUGUUAGAUAUCGUUUUCCAGUAUUAAAUCGGAGUGUAUACAUAGGAAGAAACACAAAUUUUGAUCUUUUUUUACGCCGCUUUGACUGAUUUAUUGAAUUUUUAAAACCUGCGCAAUUUAUGAGACACCCUGUAUUUCUUGCCUAAAUAACAUUCUGUACAUUUGAUGAUCCACCUAACGGGGCAUGGAUAUACUUUGGAGUUGCGUUUAAUGAGAGCAGUCUUGACUUCCCAAGUUUUCCGAAGUAUGAAUAUUACAGAUGACUUUGAAAUCUAUUUAUUUUUUCACUAUAAUCUUUUUUUACGCCGCUUUGACUAAUUUAUUGAAUUUUUAAAACCUGCGCAAUUUAUGAGACACCCUGUAUUUCUUGCCUAAAUAACAUUCUGUACAUUUUGAUGAUCCACCUAAAGGGGCAUGGAUAUACUUUGGAGUUGCGUUUAAUGAGAGCAGUCUUGACUUCCCAAGCUUUUCCGAAGUAUGAAUAUUACAGAUGACUUUGAAAUCUAUUUAUUUUUUCACUAUAAUACUCAAAGAUGAAUUUUAUUCAUAAACAAAUAACUUUUGCUCAAAUUUUAAAACACGACUUUCAUGUUAUGCACAUUUUCCAUAAUGUAUAAAAAACACAGUUGUUUGAAUAGACCUGCAUUUUAUUUUAUGCAAGGAAUGUUAUGAAUAAUCAUGUAUAUUUUUCUACUAUUUCAUUAAAAUAUGUUAUGCAAACA
This is a messenger RNA of Stegodyphus dumicola, 2379 nucleotides long. RefSeq lists its product as uncharacterized. Lineage: Eukaryota; Metazoa; Arthropoda; Arachnida; Araneae; Eresidae. The record is from RefSeq and is a predicted model, not a curated record.